AUGUCAGUUGUAAAUGGACUGAUAUGGAAGCAUCGAACAUACAAACUUAUCCUUAAUAAAACAUUUAAACAAUUUUGUACAGACAAAUGUGUAGAUAUAAAGAAUGAAAUAAUAACACAUAGUUACAAAAAAACGGAAUAUGAACAAAAUAUUAAUAAAUAUAAACAAUGUAAAGAUUAUAUUGAUUUAAAACAAAAAAUAUACUAUGAUUAUUUGUCAAAAGAAACACCCAUACUUAGUAUUGGCAGAAAACAACAAAUGAAUAAUGAAGAACACUAUAAGGAUUGUGAAGAUAGUAAAAACGAUAAAAAAAAUAUGCAAGAAAACCGCAUGAUCAAUUUAUAUGGAAAUAUUCGUAUGGGAUAUAUAGAGGAAUAUAAAAAAUGGAAUGAAAUUAUUAAGAAAAAGAAAAAUGAGUUAGAGAAAAACAUUAAUAAGGAGUCUUUAAAUUUGAAUGAACCAAAGUCCAGCAUAGAAGAAAAUACCCAUCCCAAUUUUUGUAAUAAUGGGAAUAUGGACAAAAUAAAUUCUGCACAAAAUGGGAAAAUGGGAUAUGAACACAUAACAUAUAUACAAAACAAUAUUGAUGAAUUUACAAAAUGUGAAAAUAAAGAAAAUAAUAAGAUAGAAGUUGUGAACAGUGAUAUUUUAAAAAAAAAUUCAAUACCAAGCAAUUUGACUGAAAUAUAUAUAGAUAACAGUAAAUAUUUUAAUAAUAAAAAUGUUAACAUUCCGAAUAUAAUUAAAUUAAAUCAAUACUGCUCUUAUAAAGGCUUAUGUAGUUCGAGAUUUGCUUAUAGUAACUUAAAAAAAGGUAUUUUAAAAGUUAAUGACAAUGUUGUAUAUGAAAAUGUAGACGUUUCAAUAGAUAAAGAUUGUGUUGAAUUAACAAAAGUUGGUAAGCUUUUAUUAAAAGAUAGAAUAACAAUUAUUAUAAAUAAGCCUAAACAUUAUUUAUCAAUUUCACCAGAUAAUAAAGUGAAUAAUAAAAAACUUCUUGUAAGAAACUUAAUAAGGAAUGAAAAUAAAUAUAUUGAAGAAGAACAUAAAUGUAUGAGUUAUUUUAUUUAUAAAAAUAUAAAUAUAGAAAAAGUAAAUAAUUUGUAUGUAUGUGGUCGAUUAGAUGCUAAUUCAAGUGGCUUACUAAUUUAUACACAAGAUUCUAUAGCAAGUAGCUAUUUGUUAAAUAAAUAUAAAUACGAAAUUGAAAAGGAAUAUGUUAUUACAACAUUUAAUGAAAUAACUGAAUCUCAUUUAAAAUUGUUAAAAGAUAAUUUAUUUGUUGAUGGUAAAUUAAUAUAUAAAUGUCAUAUACAAUAUGUAGAUAGUUUUACUCUUAUAUUUAAAUUAUAUCAAGGUUUUCAUAAAAUAAUUAGAAAAAUAUGUUUAUUGUCAAAUAUUAAAAUACGAUCAUUACACAGGACACGUAUAGGGAAAAUACACCUCAACAAUUUGCCUCUUGGGAAAUGGAGAUUUCUUAUGCCUAAUGAAUCUUUUUUUUAA
This is a messenger RNA of Plasmodium vinckei vinckei, 1503 nucleotides long. RefSeq names its product RNA pseudouridylate synthase, putative. NCBI's taxonomy places the organism in Eukaryota, Apicomplexa, Aconoidasida, Haemosporida, Plasmodiidae. Bases 1 to 1503 code for a protein of 500 amino acids. The record is from RefSeq and is a predicted model, not a curated record. Gene Ontology annotation, molecular function: RNA binding; pseudouridine synthase activity. Gene Ontology annotation, biological process: pseudouridine synthesis. The transcript has a single exon.